Molecule: messenger RNA, 534 nt
Organism: Myotis davidii
Lineage: Eukaryota; Metazoa; Chordata; Mammalia; Chiroptera; Vespertilionidae
Gene: GCG
Product: glucagon
Exons: 4
Coding region: 1-534 (177 amino acids)
Biological process (GO): adenylate cyclase-modulating G protein-coupled receptor signaling pathway; positive regulation of insulin secretion involved in cellular response to glucose stimulus; negative regulation of apoptotic process
Cellular component (GO): extracellular region
Molecular function (GO): hormone activity; glucagon receptor binding
Source: RefSeq, a predicted model, not a curated record
AUGGCUAUUAUCAACAAGACAGCUAAUAACAAGUGUCGGAGAGAUUGUGGAGAGAAAGAACCCUCAUUCACCACUGGUGGGAAAGUAAACUGCUCUUUCCCAGCUCCCCAGGCGGACUCGCGCAACGAUCGGGAUCAGAUAAACGAAGACAAGCGCCACUCCCAGGGCACAUUCACCAGUGACUACAGCAAGUAUCUGGACGCCAAGCGUGCCCAGGAUUUUGUGGAGUGGUUGAUGACCAGCAAGAGAACCGAUGGUGACAUUGCCAAACGCCAUGAUGAAUUUGAGAGACACUCUGAAGGGACCUUUACCAGUGAUUUCAGUUCUUAUUUGGAUGGCAAAGCUGCCAAGGAAUUUGUUGCUUGGCUGGUAAAAUCCCUAGAAAGGCAAGACCUCCCAGAAGCCUUUCCUGAAGCACUCCACCGCAGACAUGCCGAAGGCUCUUUCUCUGAUGAGAUGAACACAGUUCUGGAUAAUCUUGCCACCCAGGACUUUAUAAACUGGCUGCUGCAAAACAAAAUUACCGACAGGUGA